Molecule: messenger RNA, 1323 nt
Organism: Postia placenta MAD-698-R-SB12
Lineage: Eukaryota; Fungi; Basidiomycota; Agaricomycetes; Polyporales; Adustoporiaceae
Exons: 4
Coding region: 1-1323 (440 amino acids)
Biological process (GO): anatomical structure morphogenesis; regulation of transcription by RNA polymerase II; cell differentiation
Molecular function (GO): RNA polymerase II cis-regulatory region sequence-specific DNA binding; DNA-binding transcription factor activity, RNA polymerase II-specific
Source: RefSeq, a predicted model, not a curated record
AUGGCCGGCGCUUCCCGCCGUUCCCCCGACCGCGCCGCAUCGCGCGCAAACCCCAUGAACCCCCCGCGGCCCCCCAAUGCCUGGAUCCUCUACCGCUCCGACAAGCUCAAGCAGAUGAUGCAGUCGCAGCUGCAGCACGGCCACCCCAAGAAGCCGCAGUCGAGCGUCUCGAAGGAGGUCGCGGCGAUGUGGAAGGCAGAGGACCCCGGGGUGCGCGGCGAGUACGAGCGGCUGGCGGACGUCAAGAAGGCGGAGCACGCAGAGCAGUACCCCGGAUACAAGUUCCAGCCGAUGAAGAAGGAGGAGAAAGCGCGCCGCCGCGAGGAGAAGCGGCUGGAGAAGGAGCGCGCGCGCGAGGAGGCCAAGCGGGCAAAGGCGCAGAUGUCGGCAUACGCGCCCCAGUACGUGCCGAUGGUGCACAUGCCGUACUACCACGACCCCGAGCUGCCUGGGUUCCCGUCGCCGCCGAUGUCGGCCGCGUCCACGCCGUGCUCGACGCCGGGCUCGUCGCUGUCUGAGCUCGCGCCGGAGCACGCGAGGCCGCCCUCGAGUGCGCCCACACCGGCCCCGGCAGCGCAGGUGUCGUACGCGAUGCCCCCGCCGCCGGAGCCUGUCGCGUCGGGUUCGACCGCGGGACCCGCGGUGCAGCCACCGGCGGCGCAGUUUCUGCAGGUGCCGGGGCAGAAUAGCUGGUCUAUUCCGCAGGCCACGGACGCGUCGUCGUCGCAGCCGGGACCGUCCAACUGGACACUCGACGGGCAGCCGCAGGCAGAGAUCGACCCGCUGGACUGGCUGACGCUCGACAUCCCUUCGUUCGACGACGACGCGGCCCCGUUCGCCGGCGACGCGAACAUGCACACGGCCGACGCGAACGCGAACGCGGGCGGCGACGCGCUCGCGCUGCUGGCGGAGGGCGCGAGCAUCUGGCGCAUGGACGCGUUCGACGCGGGCGCGUUCCUGGCGGACCCCCCCGGCGACUUUGACGUGCAGUUCGGGCAGCUGACGGCGUUUGACGCGGGGAUGGCGGGCAUGGGGGACGUGCGGCUGGGCAUGGAGAUGGGGAUGGGGAUGGGGCAGGACGCGCACGCGCCCGGCGGCGAUGUGCAGCGGCAGGCGGAGCAGUUCUCGGAGCUGCUGUCGCAUUUCGACUUUUCGCAGCUGCCGGGGGGCAGGAGCCUGUUCCCGUCGAGCGCGGCCAGCGGUGGCGGCGGCGCGGGGAGCGCGGCAAGGGUGGGAUACCAGGAGACCGUUCAAACAUCGAGAGAUAGGGGGAAUAGAGGACACUACAGGGGAGCGCACUGUGGGUCUGUGCGAGGGGACUAG